Trichoderma citrinoviride is the source of this 2385-nucleotide messenger RNA. Its product is annotated as zincin. NCBI's taxonomy places the organism in Eukaryota, Fungi, Ascomycota, Sordariomycetes, Hypocreales, Hypocreaceae. Gene Ontology annotation, biological process: peptide metabolic process. The transcript has a single exon. Gene Ontology annotation, molecular function: metalloendopeptidase activity. Bases 1 to 2385 code for a protein of 794 amino acids. Gene Ontology annotation, cellular component: mitochondrion. The record is from RefSeq and is a predicted model, not a curated record.
AUGCUCAACUCCGGGGGUUCCCGCCUCCGGGUCUGCACCCGAUGCUGCCGCCGCGUGAGCAAGGCCAGGCCGGGCCACGUUCGAUGGGAGUCAACCGCUGCCGCCGCCGUCAAUGAUGCCGCUGCUGCUCCAGUAUCAGACUCUGCCAAGCUCCCGACCGACCACUUCACAAGCUCUCGACACGACGAUGCCCUUCUCCGCGAGCUGUUCGACGCCCCGUCCAGCCGGCCGUUUGCCAGCUUCAGCCUCAAGAAGAGCCAAGGCCUGUUCAAGAACCGCUACCUGACCAGCCCGGAUGGGUUCCUCGUCUUCGCGCAGAAGAGCCUGCAGAGGGCGACGCGCAUCGUCCACCGGAUGCUCGCCGCUUCGACGACUCGCGAGUACCAGCGCCUGAUCCGGGACCUCGACCGGCUGAGCGAUUUGCUGUGCCGCGUCCUCGACAUGUCCGACUUUGUGCGUAUGACGCACCCAGACGUGCGCUUCCAGCAGGCCGCGGCCGAUGCCUGGUCCAUGGUGUACCAGUACAUGAACCAGCUCAAUACCAUGACGGGGCUGAGCGACCAGCUGGGCGAGGCCAUGUCCCGGCCCGAGGUCACCUCGACCUGGUCCGAGGAGGAGAGGACCGUGGCCGAGCUGCUCAAGCUCGACUUCAUGAAGUCCGCCGUCAACCUGCCCAAGACGGCCCGCGACAGGUUCGUCGAGCUGUCGUCACGCAUCAGUGAUGUCGGCUCGGCGUUUGUCCAGGGCAUGGAGCCGGAGCGCAAGGAGGUGACGCUGCCGGCUCAUCGCUUCUAUGGCUUGUAUCCCGGGCUCGCCGCGCAGCUCAAGAUCCGGUCCAACAUCACCAUCCCCACCACCGGCUCCGAGGCUGCCGCCGCCCUGCAGAGCGUCUAUGACGAGGAGACCCGGAAGGAAAUCUAUCUCGCCCAGCGGACAGCAUCCAGCCGGACCAUUAGGCUCCUGGAGACAAUGCUCAAGCUCCGAGCGGAGCUGGCCAACCUCGCCGGCUUCGAGAGCCACGGGCACAUGGCGCUCAAGGACCGCAUGAUGGCCAAGUCGCCAGCUUCAGUCAUGCAGUUCCUGCUUGCCUUGAGACACCACAACGCCCCCAUUAUCCAGCAGGAGCUGAACGAGCUGACGCAGAAAAAGCGCGAGAGGCUGGCCAUGCAGGACGCCACUCUGCAGGCCUGGGACAGGGACUUUUACAUGGAGAAGAUCCGGGCCGAGAUGCGGUCGCGGGUUCGGUUUGACGACCACUUGACGGCCUACUUCUCCGUCGGCACCGUCAUCCAGGGCCUGUCACGUCUCUUCGAUCGUCUCUACGGCAUCCGUCUGGUCCCGCGCGAGACGCUGCCGGGCGAGACCUGGCAUCCCGACGUCAAGCGGCUCGACGUCGUGUCUGACAACGGCGGCCAAGUAGCCGUUCUGUACUGCGAUCUCUUUUAUCGGCCACAAAAAUCUCCCAACCCGGCGCACUUCACCGUCCGGUGCUCCCGCGAGAUUCUGCCGGAGGAGGUCGAGGAGGUUGGCGCCGACCUCAACGGCCCCGACAUGCCGGCGUUUGAAUCCGCCGAGCAGGCCGCCAACGACGGCAUGGAGACGUCCUCGCAAGACGGCAGCCUGAAGCAGCUGCCCACCAUCGCUCUCGUAUGCGAUUUCCCCAAGAACGACAACGCCCGGGAACCCGCGCUGCUGUCGCUGUACUCGGUCGAGACGCUCUUCCACGAGAUGGGCCACGCCAUCCACUCCAUCCUCGCCCGCACCUCGUUCCAGAACGUCUCGGGCACGCGCUGCGCCACCGACUUCGCCGAGCUGCCGUCGACGCUGAUGGAGCACUUCGCCGUCGACCGCACCGUGCUGUCCCUCUUCGCGCGCCACUGGAAGACGGACAAGCCGCUGCCGUACGACCUCGUCGCCGAGCGCAUGCGCGUGUCCAAGCGCUUCGAGGGCAUCGACACGGAGCACCAGAUCCUCCUCGCCAUGGUCGACCAGGCCUACCACGCGCCCGACGUCGCCGACCCCUCCUUCGACUCGACCGCCACCUUCCACGACAUCCAGCGCCGCUACGCCCACGGGCCGCACGACCCGCCCCAGACCCGCUGGCAGGGCUUCUUCGGCCACCUGCACAGCUACGGGAGCACCUACUACAGCUACCUCUUCGACCGCGUCCUCGCCGAGCGCGUCUGGCGCGUCGUCUUCCGCGCCGGCCAGGACGGCGCCGCCGUCGGGCGCGAGAACGGGGAGCGCCUCAAGGAGAGGCUGCUCAAGUGGGGGGGCGGCCGCGAUCCAUGGACCUGUCUUGCCGAUACGCUCGAGGACGAGCGCCUUGCCCCUGGAAACGAAAAGUCGAUGGCCUUGGUUGGUAGCUGGGGGAUUAGGGGGUGA